UAUAAAUCAAAGAUAUUGAGAUAAAGUCUGUUUGUGUCGAGAUCUUUCAAAUGUGGGGUUGAUGUAGAUGGGUGGUAAUGUUUCUUGGUUGAUUACAUCACUGUACCAUAAUAAUGUAGCAGAAACAGGGUAUAGACGUCAUGACCAAAUAUAAUGUUAAUGAUGGCUGUUUUCAGUUUAUGGCGUGAUUAACAUUGAAAUAAGUGGCUGACCAUACGGACCUGACAUAGAUGGAGAUUGGGAUUAUCUUUAAAUAGCCCUUCCUGCUCCCGUCGGACUCGAAUUAACUCGUAAUUCAACCACUCCCCAUUAUUCGACUUGCAUACUGCCAGAAUGGCGAACGAGGAAAUGCCUCGCCUCAGAAUAGCUCUAAUCGCCGAGCAGCAAUCGGCCUACCUCCAACUGGGCUAUUCCGAAGACGAAUGUGCGGCCCUCACACAUGAUGGAGAAGUCCAGGCAGUGUCCACCACACUCAGAAAGCUGGGCCACCACGUCACGCUCAUCCCAGGUGUUCAGCCGCUAGUGCAGCAGCUGGCAGCUGGCAAGCAUCACGAGUGGGAUUUGGCAUUCAACAUGGCACAGGGCUUCCAUGGAUCGGCCCGUGAAUCGCAGGUCCCAGCGCUCCUGGAAGCAUACCAAGUUCCAUACACAUUUUCCGAUGCUGCAACGAUGGCGUUGUGUCAGAAUAAGGCAAACACCAAGAUUUCACUCGCCUAUAACCACAUCCCCACUUCGCCUUUCGUGGUGAUCCCAGCUCGGCAAUCAGACAUCCCAAUGUCCACCAAAACAUUGCCACAGUACCCCCUCUUUGUCAAGCUGGUGACUGAAGGAUCGUCCAAGGGAAUCGAUCCCAUGAGCAAAGCCAAUGGACCGGUGGAGCUACAGCGGGCCGUGCAGAAACUCAGGGCCCAAUUCCCAGGCCAGGAUAUCUUGGUGGAAUCUUUCCUGCCGGGACGGGAAUUCACAGUGGGAAUUUUGGGCAAUGGCGCUGACAGCAAGGUGAUUGGAAUAACAGAACAUGUCUCCCAACAGCCUCCCAGCUCUGAUGAAGAGGGGAGUGACGGCUAUUACGGUAUAGACUUUGUGAGCAGAAAGUGCAAGUCCAACAAGGGGUUGGUAGUCCUCGAUCAUGACUGCUCUGAUAUCAGUGACCCCCAAUUGAAAGCCGCCAGCCAAGUUGCUUUGGAUGCAUGGAGUGCCUUUGGAUGCAACGAUGCUGGCCGUGUCGAUAUUCGAUUUGACUCUGAAGGGCCAGAUUCUGUUCCAAAUGUGUUAGAGGUGGGCUUCCCAUAAUGACAUGAGUCCAACUACCAAAGGUCCAAACUGACUCAA
Aspergillus wentii DTO 134E9 is the source of this 1332-nucleotide messenger RNA. RefSeq names its product D-alanine--D-alanine ligase family protein. The transcript has 3 exons. Gene Ontology annotation, molecular function: ATP binding; D-alanine-D-alanine ligase activity. NCBI's taxonomy places the organism in Eukaryota, Fungi, Ascomycota, Eurotiomycetes, Eurotiales, Aspergillaceae. Bases 334 to 1293 code for a protein of 319 amino acids. Gene Ontology annotation, biological process: peptidoglycan biosynthetic process. The record is from RefSeq and is a predicted model, not a curated record.